GCUAACCUUACCAACCAAAAUUUAACUCUAUCAUCAUAAUCAUCUACUUCUUCCUCCAAUCCUCCAGCGACCAUUCACUUAAUAUCUUUACUCACUCCCAAUCCAUUAAUUCAUCGUAACCAAUUUUCAUUUCUUUAAUCUCUCAACUUUUACCUGUUCAUAAUAAAUCUCAUUCGUCUAUUUCCUUGUGCUUUUCAGUUUACCUUUUUUUCCAUUGUUUUUCUUCUUCUAAUCAACAUCUUCAUCUUCUUGUUUAUCUUCAUUGUCUUCACUUGUUACCAUUGCUUACUAGGCAUUCCCUUUACCCAAUAAUCAUCCUCAUCACUCAUCGUCACUCAUCAGCCAUCAAUCUUAAUCGUUAAACCCCACAAAAAGGCGUUAAAACAAAUAUAACCGUAAUAAUCUAAAUCUGCCAAACAUUAAUCUAAACAAUUACCUGAGCAAUAAAAAUCAAAAAUGCACAAUAAGAGCACCAAAUUGAAACAUUCAGUAAACGCGUAGUUCAUUUCUUCAACAUCUUUACCAUCCUUUUCCCUAUUGCUAUAAUCAUCUCUAUCUUCAUCAAUAGAAAGAACCUAAAAUUUCUCAAUUUCCAUCCCCUUCUCUCUCUUCUCUCCCUGGUGUAGUAGUCUCACUAUUUCUUUGCUCAGGUAAACUGAGAUGAAGAAAAAUAUUAUGUAUACAACCACUUACAAAAACACAUAACAAGAAGAAAGAAAAGAUCACAUUUUAUUGAUUUACGUCAUCUUAGGGUCACUUAAAGCUUAUUUAAUGUACCUUCACAUGUUGAUAUAGUACACAUAUGUAGCUGAACACCAUCAAUUGGAACUGAUUAAGAAGAUAAAUAUACUAACAAUUAUUAUUAUUUUGUUAGUUGACAACUUGAAGGAACACAAUCAUCAUUUGUUUUUGUUUUAGUUUGCACCUAUCAAGAUAAAUCAACUUCAUCCAACAUCAUCAUCAACAUCCAACAACAACAGCAUAACCCAACCACCAGGGGUUGUUCAACAACCGUUGUUGAAUAGGCAGGCCUCCAGUUUGAAGGAUCUGCAUCAUCUGUGUCUAUUGAUAUUUUUUUUAUCAUAACAUUAUUAACAAGUUUACAUGCUUAACCAACUGUAUUUACUCUGUGCUUAUCCAGCUGUACCAUACUGACAUCAUUAUGAGCCAACAGGAUGAUAUCAAAAGACCUGGGACCCGGGUUUUCAAAAAAUCAUCGCCCAACGGAAAAAUAACAGUUUAUCUUGGUAAAAGAGAUUUUGUUGACCACAUUUCCCAUGUUGAUCCAAUAGAUGGUGUAGUCCUGGUUGAUUUAGAUUAUGUCAAGGACCGUCGAGUAUUUGGUCAUAUUCUGGCUGCUUUUCGUUAUGGGCGAGAGGACUUGGAUGUGUUGGGAUUGACUUUUCGUAAAGAUCUUUACUUAGCUUCUGAGCAAAUUUAUCCAGUUUUGGAAGAAACUAGCAAAAGACCUCGAACUCGAUUACAAGAAAGAUUAAUAAAAAAGCUAGGUUCAAAUGCAUUCCCAUUCUAUUUUGAGCUUCCUCCUCAUUGUCCAGCAUCCGUUACCCUUCAACCAGCACCAGGAGAUACCGGUAAACCUUGUGGUGUUGAUUACGAGUUAAAAGCUUACGUUGCCGAGAGUCUCGAUGAAAAACCACACAAACGUAAUUCUGUCAGAUUGGCAAUCAGGAAAAUAACUUAUGCGCCAAGUGAACAGGGUGAACAACCAAGUGUUGAAAUAAGCAAACAAUUUGUGAUGUCUCCAAAUAAAUUGCACUUGGAAGCUUCACUCGACAAAGAGCUUUAUCAUCAUGGAGAGGAUAUUGCAGUUAAUGUACAUAUUGCAAACAACUCAAAUCGCACAGUUAGAAAACUCAAGAUAUCAGUUCGACAAUUUGCUGACAUAUGUCUAUUUUCAACAGCACAAUAUAAAUGCUCAGUAGCCGAGAUCGAGAGUGAAGAUGGUUGUCCUGUUAGUCCUGGAUUUACUUUAUCUAAAGUCUAUUAUCUUCGACCCAAUCUAUCAGAUAAUAAAUCAAAAAGAGGUUUAGCCCUGGAUGGUCAGCUUAAACAUGAGGAUACAAACCUUGCUUCAUCAACUAUUAUAACCGAUCCAAAUCAUAAAGAAAACCUCGGCAUAAUCGUUCAGUACAAGGUUAAAGUCAAACUUUGCUUGGGUCCAUUAGGAGGUGAUGUUGUCGCCGAGCUGCCAUUUGUUUUGAUGCACCCUAAGCCUGAAGAUGACAUUGAGCCUUCUGGGGCAACACCAACUGAUGGUGAUGCACUUACCAAUCAUGUCAAUAACGAUGGAGCCAAAGAAGACUCUACUAAUGAUUUUAAUUUAAUCCAACUUGAUACAGAACCGACAGAAGAUGACAUAAUCUUUGAAGACUUUGCUCGGAUCAGAUUAAAAGGCGAAAAUGAAGGACGAUUGAAUUAACUUAUUGUUCUGUCUUUUUUCCCUCUGCGCAUCUCACAUCAUCAUCUUGAGCUUUUAUUUUUUGCUCCUCAUUUUUUUUCUUCAUUCUGAUUUCCUAUUCUCAAUUUUAUCCACAUCCAUGGAAAUGAUUCAACAAUCUGGAGACCAUACAAUUCAUCAGCCACAAUGACACCAUUUUCAUCCUAUCCUUUUGCUUCGUAUUCACCAGUAUAUUUGGUGUGAUGCACAUAUGACAAACGAAACUCGAAACAUAAACACAUCAAUUUUAUGUAAAGAAAAUCACUUUGCAACUCAACUGACUUACAAAACAUGCCAACCAAGAAUGAACCUCAUUUCUUCAUUUGCCUUCAAUAUCUGCCUCCUUCUCAGCUUGUAUUAUCAUGGUCAACUUGAACAAAAUCAAAUCACCAAAAAAAAAGGUUGUUUCGUUUAUCGCUUCCAAAUUUACUCUUCCCAAUGUGGGCUCAUCUUUAAAAUCAUAGUCGCUUUUUUUAAAAAUAAUUGUACCAGUUGACUUUUUUGCCAACUUAAUCAAAACUGAAUGCACAUCGAGACUUCAAUGUCUAAAUCAUUUCUCCUCAAAAUCAACAACUUCCAUUUUUAUUUUCAUCGACUUUAUUUACUCCUUUCUCAUUCUCAUUACCCUUUCUUUCCUUCCUAAUUUUACCUUUUCUGAACCUUUGCUUUCUCGAGUUCAAACAUAGUCACUUUGUGUUAUUGAUUGUAAAAAAAGUCUGCUUACUCUAAAUAAGCAAAUUAUCAUAAAAAUUCAACUAAAUUGCAAUCCUUGCAAGCAAAAAAAGAGAAACAAAUCAAAGACAACAA
Tetranychus urticae (two-spotted spider mite) is the source of this 3265-nucleotide messenger RNA. RefSeq names its product beta-arrestin-2. The record is from RefSeq and is a predicted model, not a curated record. Gene Ontology annotation, cellular component: cytoplasm. Gene Ontology annotation, biological process: G protein-coupled receptor internalization; signal transduction. NCBI's taxonomy places the organism in Eukaryota, Metazoa, Arthropoda, Arachnida, Trombidiformes, Tetranychidae. Gene Ontology annotation, molecular function: G protein-coupled receptor binding.